This is a messenger RNA of Anarrhichthys ocellatus (wolf-eel), 4951 nucleotides long. RefSeq names its product ephrin-A3b (gene efna3b). NCBI's taxonomy places the organism in Eukaryota, Metazoa, Chordata, Actinopteri, Perciformes, Anarhichadidae. The transcript is spliced from 6 exons. Bases 549 to 1214 code for a protein of 221 amino acids. Gene Ontology annotation, cellular component: plasma membrane. Gene Ontology annotation, molecular function: ephrin receptor binding. The record is from RefSeq and is a predicted model, not a curated record. Gene Ontology annotation, biological process: axon guidance; ephrin receptor signaling pathway.
AGAGAGAAGGAGGAGAGAGUGAGAGAGAGGGAGAGAGAGAAAGGGGAGAGACGGGUGGGCAGGCUGCUCACCGUAAACGAUGGUUGUCGGAUAGAGUCUUGAAGAGCUAAUGAAACUGGCUGCUUGAAUUGUUUGCAGCCAUUAUAGAGCUCAGUUGCCCGGCGUGCUUUGCAUCUCUCGGAUACUUGGAAGAAAAAAAAAAACUGCAGCAGCACGCAGAUAAAGAACAGUUUUUCUAUUUUUAAAGAAGAGGACUUGCUUAAUAUCUAUUAUUUUACCACCGUUUUUUUCCCCCAUUCUUAGUUUUCCUCCAGUCAGCCUUUUCACGUCAGCAGCAACUCUUUCCCUGCGGACCGUUUCAUGCGCGGAGGAAGACCGACCUCCCGCUUGGACCCAGUGCCGGCCUCCCACACUCCUCUGGCGGGCUCAGAAGCAGCAGUUCCCGGCAUUUGCUGGGAUGUUUGAGUCGCGUUGUUUGGUGGGGUGAAGGGACCGAGAGAGUGGCCGGAGAGACCGAAGGGACGGAGGCCGAGAGAGGAGCCGAGAGCAUGGCUCUGGUAGCGCUGUCUCUCUGGGUGCUAACGAGUCUCACCUGGGCGGACGUGGUCCCGGUGUCAGCCAACAGGCAUUCCGUUUACUGGAACAGCUCCAACAUACAUCUGCGUAGGGAGGGCUACACAAUGCAGGUGAACGUCAACGACUACCUGGACAUCUACUGCCCUCACUACAACGACAGCCAGCGCAUGGUGGGCACCGGCGAGCAGUACAUCCUCUACAUGGUCAGUAAUCGUGGGUACAGGAACUGCGACCCCCAGCUGGGCUUCAAGAGGUGGGAGUGUAACCGGCCCCACGCCCCCCACGCGCCCAUCAAGUUCUCGGAGAAGUUCCAGCGCUACAGCGCCUUCUCGCUGGGCUACGAGUUCCACGUUGGACAGGAGUACUACUACAUCUCCACGCCCACCCAUCACCACGGCCGCAGCUGUCUGAGACUACGAGUGCACGUCUGCUGCUCCACAGCCUCCGACGCAGAUGAUGAGCCAAAGCCUACAGAGCCAGACUACACGCUCAGACCAGGCCUAAACAUUGACGAUAUUGAUGAAUUUAACCCUUUCGUUCCCAAGCUGGAGAAGAGUGUCAGCGGAAGCAGCCCAUCCAGGGAUCGCCUUCUCCUCACCGUGACGAUGCUCUUUCUGGCCUCUCUCUUCAUCUCCUAGCAACGGCCAUCCCAUCAGCGUCACCAUGCCAACUAGCCUUGGGAGGGUGUACAGUAUCAGCGGAUGGGAGAGUUGAGGAGGGGGGGAGUCAGGAGGAGAGGAGAGUUAAGAUACCAUAAAUAGAGCAGAAGGCAAGAGGAGCAAGAAAUGAGAGUUUUCAAGCAUCACAGUGUGUGUGUGUGUGUGUGUGUGUGUGUGUGUGUGUGUGUGUGUAUGUGUGUGUGUGUGUGUUUGUACAGCUGUGUGUCUGAGGGAGUGUGGUUUUGGUGGAGUUGAAAGACCUUCAGGCACUCGGUGACACAGCCUGAACCAUAUGUUGCACCAAAGUCAGCCUGUGCAUACAGAUACAGAUACAGGUGUGGUAGACUGUGUGUGUGUGUGUGUGUGUGUGAGUGAGUGUGUGUUUGUGUGUGUCUGUGUGUGUUUAUGUGUGUGUGUGUCUGAACAGGCCAAAGUUUGAGCUUGUUGAAUCGUGCACACCACACAAAGCAUUUAUACACCAGGAGAGGCGAGGCUGAAAUCCUAGUAAAAAGAAGAAAAAGCAUCAAAUCCACCCACCCAAUUGAAAACCAUUUGAAGACUUUACCCUGGAUCUGAUUGGCUGAAACACUUCCUUAGCGGUAGUUGCCAUAGUUUCUUGCAACAAGAAUUAAACUGACCUCGAAUGAACUGAAUCAGAUAGAUUUCAUCACAACUGAACUGAAAUUGCCUUUUGUUGUUGCUGUUGUUGUCGUUGUUGUUGUUGUUGAUCUUGAUGUUGGGAACUUGUCCCAGUCUACGGAGGAGGAGGGGGGAGGGGGGGACCAGUUGAUGACCUGUGUAGGAGACUAGUCAAAGUAGCUGAUAGUUCAUGAACGCACCCUGGGACUCCAGACGCCUCCAGUGUCAUCUCCACUCUGUCUGCUGUGGCAUCAGUCUCCAGCACGUCUCUAAUGAAGGCAGCGGGGCUGGACGGGGUCAGAGCAUUCAAACGAUGAGUCAUCCCCUGAAACAAAAAAACAAAAGGGGCUUUACUGUAGAUGUGCCGUUGCCACCGAAACUGCAAGGGUUUGUUGCCGUCAUCAGUUGCUGUGUUACUUUUCUGUCCUGCCACUGAAGUACUCGGUUAGUCCUCCGUCAUCUCUGAGGUUAAAGAAGCACACGAUGGCUCCGGAGCAGCCACGGAUACACUCAGCAAUACUGCCCUCCUCUCUCGACCCCACUGCAGGCUGUUCGGAGGAGAGCAAGAGGAGCAGGGAGGAGGGACGAAGGAGGAAGAACAGUCACUCACACUACUAACAGGUCCAGUCCCGGACAAUAAGAAGCUCUCCACUGAUCAGUGUUGGGGUAGCAUUCCGCUCUACCAAUCUCAUCUCUGUAAACCCAUUCGUCAGAUGCCACAUGUAAACGGUUUUCUGUUACUGUGUGAGUGUUUGUGUGUGCUUGAAAGAGUGUCUGAGUGUGCCACAUGUGUGUGUGUGUGUGUGUGUGUUUGAGAGCGAGAGAGACUAUUUGAAGUGGUACUAACAGCCUGAAAAUACAUCCACAUACUGUAUAUCUUAUGAAAAUGCAAAAUAAAAAUAAAAAUAAAAACACAAACUAAAGCAACAAGUAAUACAUACAAACCAAGUGCUUUGGUGGGGAGGUUCGGCAAUUCAAAACUAAAACAACUGUACCAGUCGGGUGCUUCAGAAUAGCGUUUCCAUAGCAACUAGCACCUUAUUCACCAUGGUUACACCACCCUGCCAAACGAUGGACUCUGGUAGGGCAUGGCUUACCAUAGUAGCUGAUAACAAUGAUGACGGUGAGGAAGAUUAGAAUGACGACGGCGACGACGAUGAUGGACUGCGAGCUGGCCGACCAGGUCACCCACCGGCGUGUGAGGCGUUCAAGUACUCGUGUAAAUGUCACAACGGACAAAGAAUGGAGGAACAAUGUCUUGAAAUUUGCCACGGUGAAAUGUGAUGUAAGCAUUUUACAAACUCGAAACUCAGUUUUCUUGUGUUUUUUUUAAAAUGUUUUUAUUAUUAUUUUGUUGAGUUUACUGUGGUGUAUUUUUGGUUAUCUUGAGGGGGAGACAGGGGUUUAAAAGUUGGAGGAUUGGGUGGGUUGAGCCAUAUGUACACUUGGGCUGCACUCUGUGAGUCUCAUUGACAUAACUGCGGUUCUCAACCCUUUUGGCUUGUGACCCAUUUAAAGGACACUUAUGUCACGUGUUGUAAAAUGUCUCCUGUGGCUCCGUAGGGAACUCUGAGAGAACAACCCUGAUGAUGUCACCCGGGUUGGUUUGGAUUGGAGUCAGUGACCAGUUUAACGAAGGGAUGAUUAUACUUCCUGAAGAGGUAUAAUUAUUUAAAAGAAACAUUUGAAAGAUUAGAAGAAAGUGUUAAAUCAUAAAUCAGAUUUGUGCGAUAUUUCAAUUCUGCUUAAAGGUGCUUCAUUCGAGCAUUAAUGUAGCAGCAGACAACUGUUUGCUAUGGUGGAGUAAUGUCUACCUGAGCAGAGAAUGAAGAUGCUCUCCCUCAGUGUGUUGUUAUCCAAGCUUCUUCUUGCUUUGUUCACAUAGUCAGGCCGGCUGCGCGUGCUUUUAGUGCAUGUUUCGUGCAUGUGAGCGUGGCCCACUGGCUAGCACACGGCCGCUGCUCUGAAAUGAGCUCAUACGGCGGUAACAGCUGAUAACUGUCUGACCGAUGACGUCCUUAACGAGUGUAGCAGCCAGCCUCCGGUUCUCCCUCAGGUAAACACCGAUAGCUCUGUCAGCACUUUUCCAGUUGUUUGCACUGUUAGUGCCGUCAGCACCGUUUGCUGCGAGACGCCGGCUCAGCCUUUGCCAUGUUGAGAGCCGUUAAGAGGCAAUAGAAAUGCUCCCAAUCUCGCAUUUAGCACCGUCCAGUCCACCAGGUUGGGAACCACUGAUAUGUGUGUAUUUAAUCCUGAGGAAUUCAUUUUUUGUAUCAUUGUGUGCUUGUAGUUUGGGAGUAUUGUGGCUUUUUUUCCAAAGGAGUGUGUCAGCUAGCGAGAUCAACAAAACUUCAAGGGACAGCUCUCGAGUAAACAACAAAAGCACACAUUGUCCAAUUGAUACGCAAUAGCUUUUGUCAACCAGACCAGAGAUUGUACAGGUGGGAACGAACAGGGACCAUGUGGUUUUGGAGCAUCAUUGAGAACAUUGCAUUAGGAGACAGAGUGUGAAGCAACCCAGGUGUACUUAUGGCUCUUGGAGGGAGGGCCAGGUAGGAAAGGUUUUGGGUCCUGGUGUGGACUUUGAAGACGAGAGGGUAAAUCACUCUUCAAGAAGUUGCACUUAAGAACUUAGACACAAGAGUAAGAAAGUGUGCUGUUGUGUGCCCGUCUGAAUGUGUGUGUGUGUGUGUGUGUGUGUGUGUGUGUGUCAGGGAGAGUAAGUCGGAGCUCAUUUCUGUUAAUCACUUCAUAUGUGUGUGCAGGAGCUUUAGAGUGAGAUGCUGUCCGUCUUUGUGUGUGUCAGCGUGUACGUGUGUGUGAGUGAGUGAGCAACAGUCUUUUUGUUUCUGCUCUUCCCAUGUGCGUACGAAUGAGAGUGUGACCGAUCUUUGUCUGGCAAAAGAAAAAAAAAAAGCAUUUAAUAAUGUUGGAAACAACAAUUACAAUCAUGUUUACCUUCGACUGGAAUGAUUUUAAAUGAACUUGAAAAUAAACUGUAAACUGAACAAACCAUAACAGAGGUAAUAACAAUGAUCAUGAUAACAAAAUAAUAAGCUUACAAAUCUUACUUUUAA